AAUGUAUUUUGGUAUACAUACAAAAGGCUGUCAAUGGCUUUAUAUGCUCCCUUUGGAACGGAAAUCCAAACACGUUAAAGAAUGGGGAGAUUAUCGACAAGCCUUGCUAUAGUUCUAGGAUGUAUCUUGACAGUAUAUGGCCAGCUACCGCCAAUGCUUGAACAGAUGAUGACGAACCCUUCCAUGGCCAUGGCAAUGAUGAACGGAGGUGGACAGGGAUCGGGGGCUAUGAACCCACUCCUCAUGUCUGCCAUGAUGAAUCCAGCAGCCAGCGGAGAACCUUCUACCUUAAACGAUAUGGCUAUGAUGAACAUGAUGAUGAAUGGAAAUGGACAGUCCGGCGCUCGGAAUAUGUUUGACAUGCAACCUCAGGCAUCACCUUCAAGUAACAAUUCCACUGGAACCAGAAUGGCAAUGCCUCCUCCGAUACCCGUCAACCGGGGUCCAAGUAUAAACGAUAUCAUGUCCAUGAUGAUGAUGACAAGUUCGGGAAAUGCCCCGAGCUCUGAUACUUUACAAAGGUUAGGAGUUAUGGGAGCUUUAGGGAGAGGCAGCACAAGGGCUCUUAACCCCAGUCUUUCUCCCAGUAAGUUGAUGGACUUGACAAGAGAUGGUGUGGGUGUUAGCCCUGUAGUCGCCAAGCAGAUCUGCCCCCCACAGAGAUGUCCGUUCCGUGUUCAAUGUGAAAGCCCUAUAACUACAUACAAGCCAGAAACAUUUUUUGUCUGCCCGGAAUGUCCAAAAUGUCCGUUUCAAAUUAUGAUGGGAGCAAUGAAUCCGAAUUUCAAUUCCAUGGGGUCUACGCGAAGACGGCCAACGAUGCGUAGGACUAUGAGGGGCCGUCCAGGAUUCCCGACGCCCAUGCGUGCAAUGCCGAGGAUCAGGAACGCUACAGCUAGUGCUAUGUGAUAACACUCCCUCGACCUUCUCGGGACAAAUAAACAUAAUGUUUAAAAUUGUUAAAAUAUUCUACGACGUGAAAUAAUCGUGUGAGCGAGUGAUAAUGGUAAUGUAUGCGAGAGAUAUCUGCGUGUGUGCUCGAUUGUAUUGCCUGCAUAAUCAAUAUGCUUGUUUUAGACGGAUUCGUUUUCAAAUGUGAUAUAAAUUGAAUUAAAAUUUGUUGUGAAUUUUA
This is a messenger RNA of Pecten maximus, 1132 nucleotides long. RefSeq lists its product as uncharacterized. The transcript is spliced from 4 exons. Bases 82 to 909 code for a protein of 275 amino acids. NCBI's taxonomy places the organism in Eukaryota, Metazoa, Mollusca, Bivalvia, Pectinida, Pectinidae. The record is from RefSeq and is a predicted model, not a curated record.